This is a messenger RNA of Sitodiplosis mosellana (orange wheat blossom midge), 2089 nucleotides long. It is a transcript of the gene Rilpl, whose product is annotated as RILP-like protein homolog. The record is from RefSeq and is a predicted model, not a curated record. NCBI's taxonomy places the organism in Eukaryota, Metazoa, Arthropoda, Insecta, Diptera, Cecidomyiidae.
GAAUUGGAAACGAUUGAAGAACAAUGGCACGUCGAAACCAAAGAGCUGAUGGACCUGGUGAAUCGAUUGCAAGAGGAAAAUCGUCGUAUUAAGCAAAGUGAAUAUAAAAAUGCCAACGAUAGUAUUGGCGAUGGGAAGCAAGUGCCAAAACCGGAACAAAGCACAAUUUCAAAUCUGUUGAACGAAUCAGAUUUUCAGAAACUAAAGCGAUUACGUGGCCAAAUGGAGAAGCAGCGUGACGAAUUAAUGUGCCGUGACCAAGAAAUUGAAGAGAAAAAUACCGAAAUUGAAAAUUUUUCAAUUCAGUUGGAGCGUUUGAAGAGUUCUGGACGUGAGUCACGAAAACGGCAAAAAUUGUUGCAGGCUCAAGUACAGAAACUUCUUGACGAGAGAUCCGAUUUAUUGGUCCAGAUUCAAGAUCAAAAACGUGAAAUCAAUGUACUGCGACGCAGCUUGGGUUUCGGCGGCAAUGAAAUUGUUGAUUUAAAAAAAGCAAGUAGCGCUGGAUGCUCUCUACUUUCGAACGAUGAUUUGAAACCAUUGCUUAUGGAACGCGAUAGUCUAAAAGCCAAAGUGGAGGAAUUGGAAUGUGAAUUAAAGCAAUUCAAACCGGAUGUAAUGCAUGAAAUAAAAUUGAAUAGUAAAAUCGAGGAGAAGACACCCGAGGAAAUUCCAAAUGCGGAGAAGAAGGAGGAGGAAGAAGAAGAUCCGCCUGUUCAAGGCCCAUUGCCGUAUGAACCGGACGAUGCUCCAUGGAAGAGGGCGAGUGAAGGGUCUGGCGUGAGGAAGUUUUUUCGUAAGCUUUUUGCCGAGCAGAGCAAGUCAAGUUUUCAACGUGGUAAGAUAUCGACCCUAUCUAAGAUGGGCCUAUCUUCUAGUCCUAGUCGCAGCGUUACCCAUUAAACAAUCCACAGCACCUACAAUCAGCAGCAGCUGGGUCAUACAAUUUGCAUUAUCACAGUACUUCAAUCGACGCGAUGCUUCCAAAAAUAUUUGGUACAUCAAAUGACGACCAUUAAAUAAACAAAGAGAAAUUAAAUUAGACCAAAUGCGAUAUUUUCAACACACACACACCUGAUAUUCGUUUUUGAACUAAAAGUACCAUUUAACCACUAACAUAUACAUACAUAUGAUAGCCGGAAUCAUAAAAUAAUCAAAUUCCAUUGAGAGAAUCAGAGAGUGUAGUGAUAUUAGAGAGUGAGAGUGAUUUUCCAUUUUUCUGGUAUAAGAAUUUAUAUACUAUACAUAGGCAUAUCUUCCUAAGGAUGUGAUCAUUAUUGGACAAUUCCAAGUGUAUUUUGUUUUUGUUUCGAAUUUUUGGUUACAAGUGUGUCAUGAGAUAAACAGUAUUUUCAAAUUAAAUAAGAGAAAUCGUUUUGAUAGAAUUGAAAAAACCUCACGAAGAAUUCAUGUGUUUAUCAAUCAAUAUACAAUAAAUACGAACAAUAUUUCAAUUGUAAUCUGAAGUUUUAGAUGAUUUAUUCAAAGGAGGUUCUUUUGCAUCAAGUUGAAGAGAUUUUUUAUUUUUAGAAUUUAGUAGAGUGUGAUUUUCUUACCUGUUUUGUUUGAAAAGAUGAGAAUCAGACUGUGAAUAACCUGACUUUACAUUAACUUCAUGUUGUUAUUUACUUCAUAUGCUAUAUCCAUGACAAGAUAAUUAAAAAAGAAUGAAAAUGUGAAACGUAGACGUAGGAUUGAUAUGAAACAUGUUUAUUAUUGACUUUUAACCAUACCAACUAAAUAUCACCGGCGAGACAAUAUUGUCCCCCCACCCAAAAAAAAAAACUAGCAUAUACUAAAAGUAUGAAUACGCCAUGGAAUAAUUUCCGGCGAAUAAAAUAUGCUGAAUCCAACAAAACAGCCCCAUGUUUUUGUUCAUUUUGCACGGGCAUUGUUGUUUCAAGUAUUUCAACAGUAGAUUGUUUUGAAUGGAUUCAGCAUUGAUAUGCACACAUGUCAACUAAUUAAAUACGAAAACAAUUAUUGUAGAUCAAAAUUUAAACGCCUUCACUUUGUAAUGAUUUAAUUCAUAAAAUGGGCAGAAGAUUUUAUUAAAAGCAACGAAAUAAAAUUGGGUUUUAAUUUAAAA